AAACAACGCCAUCAUGCUCGACAAGAACCAGUACGACAAACUCUUCAAGGAGGUCGGUUCAUACCGUCUCGUCUCGGUCUCUGUGCUCGUCGACCGUCUCAAGAUCAACGGCUCUCUUGCGCGCCGUGCGCUUGUUGAGCUCGCUGAGAAGGGUAUUAUCAAGGAGGUGUCGAUCUCAUCUAAGCAGAAGAUCUACACCCGUGCACUUGAUCCCGAGGUUGCUGCUUAAAUGCGCACAAUCUUGUCACAUCAAAUGCUUCUCUCCUUUGAGAAGUAGCACUCUUUUCACGUCGACAUCAUGUGCAUAGCCAUUGCAAGCUGAAAACAAAUCAAAAACUCCAACGAUGCCUAUGUGAUCUUGUGUUGAAUGCUGUGUCUGC
This is a messenger RNA of Protomyces lactucae-debilis, 380 nucleotides long. RefSeq names its product ribosomal protein S25. The coding region runs from base 14 to 229 and encodes 71 amino acids. Gene Ontology annotation, molecular function: structural constituent of ribosome. Gene Ontology annotation, cellular component: cytosolic small ribosomal subunit. NCBI's taxonomy places the organism in Eukaryota, Fungi, Ascomycota, Taphrinomycetes, Taphrinales, Protomycetaceae. The transcript has a single exon. The record is from RefSeq and is a predicted model, not a curated record.